Molecule: messenger RNA, 2354 nt
Organism: Patiria miniata (bat star)
Lineage: Eukaryota; Metazoa; Echinodermata; Asteroidea; Valvatida; Asterinidae
Product: cilia- and flagella-associated protein 46-like
Exons: 17
Coding region: 129-2006 (625 amino acids)
Biological process (GO): cilium movement involved in cell motility; axoneme assembly
Source: RefSeq, a predicted model, not a curated record
CAAUAAGCGCCAGAGCGGUAUCCGUUGCCAGGAUAUCGUGUGAAUGGAGGAUAGCCGUCAGAAUGUUAACUUUGUGCAGUAAAAUGGUUCUUUAAAGCUCGUUUUUCAAUGUUGAAGACUUGACAGUUAUGGACAGCAAUAUAAGACAACUUCUCUCUGCUGCUCAGCAGUAUGGAGUUGAAUCAGAAGGCUCCUUCCUUCAUCAAGCGUACGAUCAGCUCAAGACCGCUGCAGAGACUAAACCGACGUCAGAUGGACCCUUACCGUUUGGCCAGGAUCUCUAUGUGCUGUGUGCAGAAAUUGCCUUCCAGUAUGGUCUUGUCGAUAUCACCAAGGAAUGUCUCAAGAUGUUUUUCAUGAAAGCGUCGCCACCCAACCAGUUUCUGUGCAGAGCGUACCUAUGCCAGGCCCAACUGUUGGCACCCACAUCAGCUGAAGAUAGUACACAACUAGAAAAAGCUGUGGUCUAUCUGCUGAAGGCAAUUAACUUUGCUAAGGAAAACCAAAGAUAUCAUUUCCUCGUCUACAAUGCCUCGGUCCUCUUCUGGCAGUUCUGCCGUCCGUUCCUCAAGCCGGGCUACCGCCAGUACCUGUCCAUCAGCUUACACUCAGUGGUCAAGGCCCUGGACGAUAUCGACGACAAGGACUACGAGUGGCGGGCCCAGCUGAUGAUAGCGCUGAUUGAGUGUCACGUGGAUGCCGGGAGAGUCAAAGAGGCCGCGGAGGUCAGCAAAGCCACGGCGGAGUUUACCAAGACCAACGUGGCAGCGUUGUACAAACAGGUCUUGGGAUUACAGAUUCGUCAUCAGCUUGUGGAUCACAGUAAACUAAUCAAGGACAUCAAACAGAGCGGAGACUUGACGGCGUACUACAAGCUGGUCAAACUCAGAGUUUCACUGGAGCAGAAAGAAAUCUCUGAUUUUGAGGUGCAAGGAGACAAAAUCCUGCGUCAGAUCCUGAUGGAGGAAGACCCAUCGCGCUCCAACAGCGCCCUCAGUGGUCGCAAGACAGCUACGCCCGUCAGCGUCUCCGAAGAAGUCAGCACGAAAAGCCAGUCAGCUGGGGACGGAUCAGUACCCCCACGCACUAACAAGCGAGCACCUGCAGUGCCUGCACCUGCAGCUGUCACUGCUGCUGCUGCUGCACCAACCCAACCAGGGACUGCUGUGUCUUGCACUGAACGUGUGCUUACUGUGAGGUCAGUGGUUUCAAAAUGGAGACCCCUCCCAACCACCCCUGUCUCGAAAUGGGAAAAAGCUCCUCUUCUUCUAGAACUGGCUAAUCUGUGCAUCGAGUAUGACCAACCGGACCUUGUGGCACGAUGUCUGGACGGAAUGAAAAACACCCACAUCAAGGACAAGGGAAUGUUCAUUCAAAUGGAGUUCAUUGAGUGUUCUCUGAUGGUGCUGAAGUUAAGGGAGAGGCAGGAAUCCUACAGUAAAAUGUCUGUUGAGGUCCGCAUCCAAGCCAUUAACCGCUUGACUGAAGCUCUGAUGAACGCGGUCCGCUACGGAGACCCAAAUAUUAUCCAAGCUGGCUGCGUGACCCAAUGGAAUCUCUGUCUACCAUUACUUCAGACCAACCUGAGGGAGCACUGUCGUAAGCCCCUGACUGUGGUAGCAGAAGCCUUGGAAAACAUCCAAAGUUUGUUAGUGUUGCUCCGCUGUCAAAUCCACACCGAGUUGGCUAAAUGUGAGGAAGAUGAGGAACAGAUACAAGUGGCGAUGGAACACCUCAAAAAGGCUCUGAGUCUGGAUGACGGUGGGCAGUACCAUGAACGUCUAGAGACUGCUCUCCACCGAUUGAAGCUGAGAGCAGAGCUGUACAAACCACCUGACAGCAUGGAAGACCAAGCAGCAAUGAUCAUAGAACAGGCCAGGAAGAGUGCAGAGUCGGGCACCGUUAGGAUGAAGAGAUCCCUCCUGGUCAAAGCCGGCCAGGCAUUGUCCCCAGAUGCUUUCCUCUUGGUCCUAGAGAGUGAGAACGAAAUCAAAGGGGCUCAGUGAUGGCUUUGUAGCAUUUACCACCCCACUGGAUCCAAGUAGGAGGACACGCCCCUCUACGACCACCAAUGGAGGCCUUACACAUCUCGUUACCACCAGAGCAACCCAUCAUCAGAUGAAGGCUCAUCAAGCCAAAGAUGAACCCUCUAGACACCAUUAUCUCUCAGGCCUUACUCAACUGGUGUCUGGUUCUGCAAUGAAGUUACUGCAUUUCACGUUGAAUCAUUUUGUUGAGAAUUGAGCGUCAGAUAUUUUCUUUUAAUUAAGAGAGUGAAGAUACCAAAACAAGUUGGAAGCUCGGCCUUUGUAUUAAGGACAAUAUGAACUGGUGCAGUAUAUUGAUCAGAGGUA